UAGCAAGAUUUCGCACCAAAUUUUGCUCAUAAGCCAACUGACGACAGAAGCAGCCCACGCGCUGCCCAUUCAUGCAGACUGUCGAAAGCCCGCGCGCCGUGCCCUGCCGCGUCCAUCGUUGCUCGCGCGCCCCGCCCAAGCAAUGACAUAGUCAUUCAUUUUGUGUGCAUAGGUUACGCCGCCGACGGUGAUCAUGAGCGACGAGGAAGAAGAAUUGAGGGAGUUCUGCGACGGAUUUGACGAGGGUACCACCGACCGCAUCGUGGAAGCCUUCGGCUCGCUGUCGGAGCUCAAGGCCGUCUACGAGCUCGACCGCUACGUCACGGACGAGACGCUGACGCAGGCCGGCGUGCGCGCCUGCUGGAAGAACUUGCUGUUCAAGCGGCUUGGAGGGGCGCCCGAAUACAGGAUGACGGCCUACAACGCGCCGGCGACGCCCGUGCCGCCGCCGCCGCCCACUAAAACGAUGACGCCGCGGGCGAAGAAAGCCCAGGCGAAGUCGACUGGUUUGGGCUUCCUGGGCGUCCUCGCUUUGGUCGGCGCCGUCGUGGCGGGCGCCGUCGCGCUCCUGCCGCGCGACGUGGUCAUGGGCGUCAUGGACGUGGCCAUGCCGGCGGCGCAGAAGAUGGUGGAUGUCCUCGCGGAGGGCGGCCGGGCCGCCGUCGCGAAGGCGACGGCGAUUGUCCACUAGGUGCUCCAGGCACCGACUAGGUGUUCAUAACACAAAAUUAAAUUAAAA
This is a messenger RNA of Pelagomonas calceolata, 739 nucleotides long. Lineage: Eukaryota; Pelagophyceae; Pelagomonadales; Pelagomonadaceae. The record is from the annotation of a GenBank genome assembly.